Molecule: messenger RNA, 691 nt
Organism: Spinacia oleracea (spinach)
Lineage: Eukaryota; Viridiplantae; Streptophyta; Magnoliopsida; Caryophyllales; Amaranthaceae
Product: MLP-like protein 423
Exons: 2
Coding region: 48-512 (154 amino acids)
Biological process (GO): abscisic acid-activated signaling pathway; defense response
Molecular function (GO): protein phosphatase inhibitor activity; abscisic acid binding; signaling receptor activity
Source: RefSeq, a predicted model, not a curated record
AUUAGCAUUAUAUCAUUUCAUAGCAUAUCUUUAGAGAGUAUAUAAUAAUGGCUUCUAUUGGAAACCUUGAGGUAGAUGUGGAAGUGAAGAGCAACCCAGAGAAGUUCUGGAACGGUAUUAGGGAUUCCGACAAGAUAUUUCCGACGGCUUUCCCUGAGCUUUACAAGAGCAUUGAGAUCCUUGAAGGUGAUGGUAAAGCUGUCGGAUCGGUUCGCCUCGUUAAAUUUGCUGAAGGACUCCCCAUGGUUAGCAUGUGCAAGGAGAAGGUGGAAGUGGUUGAUGAGGAGAAAAAGACAGUAGGAUACUCGAUUGUUGAAGGUGAUGUGCUUAGUUUCUACAAGAGUUUCAAGGCACAACUAGUGGUUGAACCAAAGGAGGAAGGAAGUUUGGUGAAAUGGACAUGUGAGUUUGAGAAGUCCAAAGAUGAUGCUCCUGAUCCUGAAAUCAUUUUCAAGGCUUUUGCUGUCAAAACUUUCCAAGACCUUGAUGCUUAUCUCAUUAAGGCUAAUUAAUUAACUAAUUCGAUCUCUCAGUUACUAUAUGCAUGCAUAUGACAGCAUAUACUCCGUAUUACAUACAGUAUGGUAUUGCUGAAUAAAAAUCUAGAAUUGUGCCACGCUACACGUAAGUUAAUUUCGAGUUGAUUAUGUUAAUUGAUCUGAUUAAUUAACGAGAUUUUAAAGUUGUGCAA